Rattus norvegicus (Norway rat) is the source of this 2353-nucleotide messenger RNA. The record is from RefSeq and is a predicted model, not a curated record. NCBI's taxonomy places the organism in Eukaryota, Metazoa, Chordata, Mammalia, Rodentia, Muridae.
GACAGUAACUGGACAAUGGCUGACACACUUGUCCGAAGACUGGAAAUGUUUCUCUGUCUUGGAGAGGAAAGAAGGACCCUCCAACUACACUGUCCUCUAAGGAAGUUUAUUCAGCUAUAUAAGUUGCGAGCAAGAUAUUUAGGGCCAUGGAUCUGCCCCCAGUAUCUGGUCUGUGGAUGUGUUCAGGGUCCCCCCGCGGAUCCUUGGAACCUCCAAGAUUGCCGACCGCGACAGCUGGUGCCUGAACAGGGACCCCCGGACACGUGCAUGCUGUUGUCUUGUGUUUUUCCUGUUUGUCUUUUAUCCUCUUGCAAUUGCAAUCACUACAGGAGCGGAACGGACUCACCGAAGGGAACUACAGUCCCGCCUACGGAGAAGAGAAUGCCGAAUCACCAAUUUGGGUCCCAGACAGACUCAUCAGGCCAGCCAAAGAAAACGGACAUCCGUCCCCCACGCCAAAAGAGGCCAAACCGCCGGAUAAUGCGAAACCUGGCCAAAAAGAUCAAGGCGACUCGCCUAGAGCCAAAAAUAAAACCACGCCAGACGCCGACGUGGACACAACUUAAAACCCUGACAGCUCAGACAAAGGAAGUAUUGAAGGCUACACAUGCCCCGGAAACGACAACCUUGCUGUUUGUGGCUAUGCUUACAGUUAUGAGUGCGCCCACCGCUUUAGGGGAAAGUUAUUGGGCUUACUUACCAAAGCCACCCAUAUUACAUCCUGUAGGGUGAGAGGUGUCAGAUCACAUCAAGGUUUUAACCAAUCAAACAUUAGUGAUAGGGGGAUCGCCUGACUUUCACCUUCUAAAGAACAGCUCGGGUUAUGUAGAUUUUGAGGGAAAGUCCGAUUCUCUGCCCAUUUGCUUCUCUUUCUCCCCUUCAGUGCCAGUGGGCUGUUUUCAAGUGGGAAAAAGGGUGUUUAACACAGAUACCCCCACCUUAGACAAUACCAAACCAGAUGGAAAGGACAAUGGGCGGCGUAUGUGGGAAUUGUGGAUGACCACCGUGAGCGAUAAAGAAGAAAAAAGACAACAUUAUACCACAACAAAGAAUCUUCCGCCGCGCUACCCCCAUUACAGAACAACAUUUAAAAAGGACGCCCUUUGGGAGCAAGAUGAAAAUGCUUUCCCGCGCUGGCUUCCAUGUGCCUUCCCUGACAAUGGGAUUCCAUUGCCCAGGUUCAAACAGAUCUCAAUUUGGUGCUUUUAAAAAAUAAAAAAGGAAGAACUGCCGCGCCUGCAGCAGAGAUAACCGAGCUCCGGGGCAGACAUGACGCCUGAGUGGGAGCCCGUUCGAGGGUUCGCACCACACGUGGUUAAGCCCCCUGCUUGCAUGCGGCGGACUCCAAGAAGAUGUGCACCUGGACUUGCCCCCUGUUACAAACUUGGCUCUGGGCUGAUGGACAUCUGGGUCAUGGGAAAGAUCGUUGUCAACACUUAUUUCUUUAUUUUUUCUUUGUUUGAUUCUGAAUAUGAUCUUGGCAAGAUAGAGACUUCCUUUAAUAAUAGGACAGAAGGUCGUGAUCUAUUUUUGAUCACUAAUACCACAAGCUUUCCUGCUUCCUCUUUACAGCAGACAGAGCCUCUGAUGACAGGGACUCCAAGGUUACAGAUUAUGUCUUCUCUUAUAGAUAAGAAAAUAUAAGAUUUAACAAAGAAUUAUACUUAUAAGGAUAGUGAUGCUUCUUCUAUUAGGGUGUUGGUAGAACUGUUGAGAAAUGAUUCCUUGAGCUUUGGGUCGGCUAUGAAUAUUUUACAGAGUAUAGAAACAGGUAGUGGCAACCAGGUACUUACAGGAGACCAUAUGUGCAUCGACCAACGGAUGCUCCAUUACCAUAUACUGGAGAAUAUGAUUUGAAUUUUGAUAGGUGGGUUACUAAGGAUGGAUAUAGGGUCAGGUAUUUGUCACUGUCUUGGUCAGAAAGAUUGACAAGAGCCCGUCCUCCUUGGUGUGUGCUCUCAGAAGAAGAGAAAUGGGAGGUAAGGUCACAGAUCAUCAGAUACUUUAGACAGGGAUCAGACAUACAAUAUUAUUGCCCCAAGCCUUGGAUGUACAUCUACAGACUAACAAAGAUGGGAUCAAAGGGUUAACUAGAGCGAUAGAACUAGAUACACAGACCUGAUGGCGUAAGAUAUGCCAGACUUGCGGUCCCCUAAAACUUCCUCCUUGAUGUGACAAACGGAAAACUAGACUAGGCUGGCUGACUGCGGCUCGUCUAAAAAAAAAAAAAAGCAAGCUAUACCUUUUUACAGAAAAAUCAAAUGUUCUUGGCCAUGGUCCAAGAUUGUUAUACAAUAAAAAUUGUGUAUAAAUGUCUGAUGCUCUCUCAGUAAAGUUACAACAGCUGACCACA